Somion occarium is the source of this 2942-nucleotide messenger RNA. The record is from the annotation of a GenBank genome assembly. Lineage: Eukaryota; Fungi; Basidiomycota; Agaricomycetes; Polyporales; Cerrenaceae.
CCCACGUGUAACGACCACGUGCCCGGACUGUGAUUUAUGUUCGACUUGCCACACGCGUCCUACAAUUUCCCAAGCUGGUGAUUCUACGACGGGCCCCACGCCACAAUUUCUAUUUCCUUUGUGUCCUAAAAGGGGAUUAUCCACAGAAACCACAGUCGCCUUUUUCAUUGUCGGAAUCAAGCACAAAGUGUGGCUGCGAGAAUUGACUGAAGACAUAUAAAAGCUUCAUCCUGUUGUAACCCACCCUGAGCUCCCACCUGCUACAUCUACACCUACAGAACGUCCCGUUACUCCUCCACAGUUUCGUCCUCAGGUCUCAACCGAUCCUAAGCUCCAGGCGACACCCCCCAAGGCCACUAACACGACACUCAGGAAGCAUAAACGCAACGCUCAAUAUCGUAUCAUCGGACAAGAAGAGAUGAUCACGUCUGUCUAUCAACAACCACUCGACAAGUGGUUCUCGGAAUUCUUGCCAGGCAAAGAUGGUGAAAACCUGACCUUCGAACCGGAGGAUCUUCCUGAAGACUUCCGGAACAGACCAUUCCAUUUUGACGAUAUCAGUGUUAACCCUACUAGUGAAAAGUAUGAACACAGCGAAAAGGACCUUUACAGUCUUUUGUGCCCUGUAAUACAAAACGCUUUCGAUCUUGCCGCCUACAAGUCGGCUGGAGAUCCUGAAUACGACGCGCUACUGAUCAAAGAUACCAGUGCCUGGAAUGAAGAGAGCGACUGUUUACAAUGUCCCGACUUGUCUGUCCACAAAGCCUCCGCAGCUCAGGCCUUCCGUCUCGAUGACAGCAGGAAGGCCAACUUCGCCGACACCCACAAGCCUUUCGUUGGACGUACUGCUUACUCGUGGACUCUACUUCCUGGAGAGGUAAAAGUCAACAAGUCCAAGGAAGGCUUUGGUCUGAAUACAGACCAGUUGAGCCUACCAGAUACCGAUAGUGCUCGCGAAACCCGUGGACAGAUCGCUGAAUAUGUCGCAGAGGUUCUUUCUAGACAGCAUCGCCAGUUUACCUUUGCAUUCUACAUCUAUAGGAACUUAGCUCGGCUCUUUGUGGUUGACAGGGUUGCGACUGUCACGACUCCUCCAUUUGACUACGUCAAAGAUCCCAAGACCUUGUUGAAAUUUUUCUAUCGUCUAGCCCAAGCGGAUGGCGUCGCCCAGGGUUAUGAUCCUACUGUUACUCUCGCACCGUCUGCCCACCUACCGACUCUCAGAGAACACAUGGCGAAGGACCACGGACCGAUCGAGACCCUCAUUCAUGAUGCAAUGGACGACGCGUUGCUAUACGGUGCAUCGUCGAUAUGGCCCCUUUACACGGUAGAAGUCCACGAUGACGAAUCCGACGAAAAAUCGUAUUUCCUUAUCGGAAAACCUCGAACUUCCUGCCCUUCCAUGUUCGGCCGUGCGACGAAGGGCUUCAUCGCAUUCGAUUUGGUUCAACAUGAUUUUGUCUGGCUGAAAGAUAGUUGGCGUCUGGCCUCGCAGCGCUACCAUCCUGAAUGGGAAGUUUACAGGAAGCUCAAUGCUAAGGGAGUCAAAAACAUUGCUACUAUGCGCUGCGGCGGUGAUGUACACGCUCCAAAGUUACAAUGCACCCGUACGCAAGAAGCUAUCACUGACCAUUCUCUGAAGAGUAGGAUCCACUGUCGUCUGGUCAUUAACGAGAUUGGACGGCCUCUAGGAACGUAUGAGACAAGUUAUGACCUUAUUUUUAUAAUAGCCUGUGCAUUCAAAGCACAUUCACAAGCUUGGGAGAUGGCCGAAGUACUUCAUCGUGAUAUCAGCGAUAACAACGUCCUGAUCAUCCAAGAGAAAAUCGACGGGAAAUACGAGAUACGUGGUAUACUCAUAGACUGGGACUUAUGCAAGUACAAAAAGCAGUUGGAGGAGGAUCGUGUUGCCACAAAUGACAAUCAAUCUGGAACUUGGCAAUUCAUCUCUGCAUUGCGGUUGCAGUAUCCCAGGAAGUUCUGCGAACUGGCGGACGAUAUCGAAUCCUUUUUUCAUCUCAUCACAUGGUGUGCUCUUCGUUACCAUCAGCACAGCCUUUUGGGCAAGCCAAGAGCUCUCACGAUGCAUGUUAACGAUAUGUUCUUGGAUUGCGCGACUUCGCCGGAGGGCUUACUUUAUGGUUGUGAGGAGAAGUUCAGACUCAUGACAGGGAGCAAACCUGGUUUCAAAAUCCUCCAUGACGAGACUUUCAAGGACGUCAUAAACAAACUUUUGCGCAUCUGUCAGAGUCAUUACCGAAGCCUUGACUGGGAUGACUUGCGACGGUUCCAAGCAGCUAGCAUUAGGGAAGCCCAGGAAGAGAAGAAGUCUCAAGCGCAGACUACCUCAACGACAUCCCACCGGCGGAGGCUACAGAAAGGUUUGUCGGGCAUGCCUGAGGGCACUGUUUCCGAUGACGACGAACCUGAUAACUUGAACACGGAGCAAAUUGGUCGACCAAAACUGGCCAGCCACAAGUACUUUUUUCGGGUCUUGGAUGACGCUAUCCGGACGAAUGAUGGCUGGGAUCUCGAGCCUAAACAGCUUGGUCGCGACAACUUUGCCGAUCUCCUCGACUUGAAUUUCACUGUUGGACGGCUCAGGGUGACCGGAACUACUCAAUCCAAUAUGACUUCGUCCCAGAGGCGAAAACGCUCGGCUCCAGUCCAUACCUCUAGAAAAAUAAGGAAGACAGGAACAUGUCGACAUGCGGUUAGUAUGGGUACGUCUUCUUUCCCGCUUGAUGCCUUACCAGAGGAACACGAUGUGGACGCUGAUGUGGAAGACGAAGGGCGAAUGGAAGCUAGCCUCACUGCUCGUUCAGAGGAAGACGCGAAUUAAUGCAGUGAGCAAGCAUAGUAUAGUAAAUAUAUUCUGCAUGUACGCCGAUGUUUGUCUUUGAUACACAGCCUAUAUCAGAUGCGAGGUUCUACGACAUUCU